Psammomys obesus (fat sand rat) is the source of this 3871-nucleotide messenger RNA. RefSeq names its product zinc finger protein 26-like. Gene Ontology annotation, biological process: regulation of DNA-templated transcription. Gene Ontology annotation, molecular function: RNA polymerase II cis-regulatory region sequence-specific DNA binding; DNA-binding transcription factor activity, RNA polymerase II-specific. The record is from RefSeq and is a predicted model, not a curated record. The transcript has 6 exons. The coding region runs from base 310 to 2049 and encodes 579 amino acids. Lineage: Eukaryota; Metazoa; Chordata; Mammalia; Rodentia; Muridae.
GGCGCUUCCUCCGGCUGUGCGGGCGAGCACGACCGGAUCCAUUAAUUUUUCCAAAAGGAAAAUAAUUUGCGCCGUCUUUUUCGGUCUUAAGUCCUCUUCAAGGACUUGGAGAGUCGGAAGUGUUCUUGCGGUUGUGUGUAAACUGGAAACUAAACCGAACCCAGGUCCUGUGCAAAAUCAGUGUCUGCACUCCGUUGAGCCAUCUGCAGCCCCAACAGCACUUCUCAAAAACAGGAAAAUGCUUUAAAAAACCAAAGAUUUAAUACAUCAACAGGAUUUGCUAAGAGGACUAUUUCCUGUGAGAUACAAAUGGACUCAGUGACCUUUGAGGAUGUGGCUGUGUACUUUGCCAAAGAAGAGUGGAACUUAUUGGAUGCAUUUCAGAGAAACCUCUACAGAGAUGUGAUGUUGGAGAACUACCAGAACUUGGCCACAGUAGGAGUUCAGUUUGUCAAACCCAGCCUCAUCUCUUGGUUGGAGGAAGUAAAUUUGUUGACUAUAGUGGAAGAAGGAGUUCUCCAAGAAUGGAAAAUGGACCUUGAGGCAAAAGAGACAGAACUUCAGCUGGAUGGUUUUUGGCCAGAUAUAUCAACCGAGAUACAACUGACAUUAAUAAAGGCAGGAAUCUGGAAUGGAGGGGAGCUCUAUGACUCUAAGAAGGUUGGAAAAUUCUUCCGUGAACACCAAUGCCUUCAGACACACAGAAAUAUUCAAAAUACAGAGAAAAAUUCUCAAUAUAAUUGGUAUAAAAAAGACUCACUUUCUUCAGCCAGGAAAGCCUCUACUGAAGAGAAACUUUCAGUGUUCAUUCAGUGUAAAGAAACCUUUGCCCUGAUGCCAAGCAUUGCUUACCAGAGGGCAUGCAUUCCGGACAAUUCCUUUGAAUGCAGUGAUUGUGGGAAAGCCUUUGUUAAUCAGUUGCAACUUCAGGCACAUAGCAGAGCUCACAGUAAAGAAAAUUUCUUUGAAAUGGAGCAAAGUAAGAAAGCUUUUACUCAAUCUACAAAUUGUUCUGCUUUAGAGAGAUGCUAUGAAGAUAAGGAAUGUGGAAAAGCCUUCACUGUUCACUCAGGCCUAACUACACAUGUACGAAGUCAUAAGAGGCAGAAGUCUUAUGAAUGCAUAGAGUGUGGGAAAGUAUUUGGUAAAUGCUCAGGACUUACUGAGCAUGUGAGAAGUCACACGGGUGAAAAACCUUUUAAAUGUAACCAAUGUGGAAAGGCUUUUGCUUCUUCAUCUUACCUUACUGCACAUUUGAGAACUCACACUGGAGAAAAGCCCUUUGAGUGUACAGUAUGUGGGAAAGCAUUUACACGUUCCUCCUACCUUCGAAUUCACAUGCGAACUCAUACUGGAGAGAAACCCUAUAAUUGUAAGGAGUGUGGGAAAACCUUUGCUGUGCGCUCGUGCCUUAAUAAACAUUCACGGAUACACACCGGGGAGAAGCCUUAUGAUUGUAAGGAAUGUGAGAAGGCCUUUACUAGCUUUUAUCAACUAACUGAACAUAUGAAAAUUCAUACUGGUGAGAAACCCUUUGAAUGUCAGGUGUGUGCAAAAUCAUUUAGGAAUUCCUCCUGCCUUAAGAAGCACUUCCAAAUUCACACUGGAAUAAAACCAUACCAAUGUAAGGACUGUGGGAAAGCCUUCAGUGGACGGACUAGCUUUACCACACAUGUAUUGACUCAUACUGGGGAGAAGCCGUAUGAGUGUAAGGAAUGUGGGAAAGCCUUCAGUACAUCCUCAGGCCUUAUUGAACACAUAAGAAGUCACACAGGAGAGAAGCCCUUUGAAUGCUAUCAAUGUGGAAAGGCCUUUGCAUCUUCCUCAUAUCUUACUGCACAUUUGAGAACUCACACUGGAGAGAAGCCAUUUGAGUGCACAAUGUGUAGUAAAGCGUUUACACGUUCCUCCUACCUUUGCAGACACAUGAAAACUCACACUGGAGAGAAAACCCAUGUAUGUAAGGAUUGUGGGAAAGCCUUCAGUGGGUGCUCAUGCCUUAAUAGACACAUAAGCACACACACUGGGGAGAAGCCCUAUCCAUGUUAGUGAUGUGGGAGGGCAUUCAUCAGCUUUUCGUAACUCACUGUAACAUACAAAACUCAUACUGGUGAGAUGCCUUUUGGAUGUCAGAUAUGUACAAGAUCCUUAAGAAAUUCUGCAUGCCUUAAGUUGUACUUCUGAGUUCACACCGGACUAAAAUCAUAUAAAUGUAAGGACUGGAAAAGCCUUUAGUGGCUAUACUGGCUACACAUAUGCGGACUCACAUUAGAGAAAAACCCUAUGAAUGCAGAGAAUGUCAGAAUGCCUUCACUCCAUCUGCACAUUUUAACAUCUAAGAAGUCACACAGGAGAGCAACCCUUUGAAUGAACCAGUGUGGGAAGGCAUUUGUUUCCUUCUCUAAAUGUUCAUUUGAGAACUCAACACUGGAUGAGGCCCUUUGAUUGUACAAGGUGUGGCAAAGCACUUAGGUAUUCUUUCAACUUUUGAGAGUGUAUGUUGGAGAGUUGCCCUAUGUAUAUAAGAACUGUGGGAAAGUUUUUACUGGGCACUUUGCUCUUAUUAAACAUGCACACAUACUAUAGAGAAACCCUAUAAGGAAGGGUUGUAAGGAACCCUAUAAGGUUGUAAGGAAUCGAGGAAGCUUCCACUGUUCAUACUUGAGUGGAUAUAAGCUCUAAAUUGAAAGAAUAUGAGAAAGGCUUCACUUAAUCUUCUGCUCAUGUGGAACAUAAAUAAUCACGGAGUGAUACUCAUGUAAAGAAUGACAAAGUCUCCUAAGGAGUGUUCACGUUUUGAAGCUCAACACAGGUAGUCAGUUGUCCUAGAAGUGGCUUAACAGAUGUACUUUUCCUCCUGAGAUUGGUUGGUUCCCAAUGCUCAUGUUGAGCCAUUCAACAUGAGCUCUAGGGAGAUUUGAUGGCUCUGGCCUCUGUGGACACUUGUACUUAUAUGUACAUGCCUCACACACAGACUUAAUUUUAAAUAAAUCUUGAAAAUACAUGAAGGCCUCAACAUUCAAGAAGCCCCAUGAAAGUGAUAAUCUUGGAAAAGUAAUUAGAGUCUACUCACAAUCUGACAAGUAGGAGACCAUACAGUGUAACACAGAAACUCCACUACUUCCUCAGAUUUUGCUAAGUAUGUGAAAAAUUGCAGUAGAGCAAAAUACUAUUGAUAUGUAAUACAUAUAGUAGUUAUAUGUCUGCUAAGUAGUUUAAUGUUCAUCUUUGAACUCACAGUAGAGAAGAACUUCAUGAAAAGAAAUACUAGAACACCACACACACACACACACACACACACACACACACACACACACACACACUACCUUUGCUACAUGUGAUACACACUGAAGACAAAUUACAUUUAUGGAAUAUGGCAAAUGCUUCCAUAAGUUCUUACAUCUUGUGUGCUCACAGAAACUUCUACGUGUAUAACUUGUGUUAGCUUUUUGGGGGCAGAUUGGAAUAAACAUCCAUUCACCCUAGAUAGGGCACUGAUAACAGAUAAAUUAUUCUAUCCAAAUAGAGGUUGGUGGACUGCUGAACUCAAUUAGGGUUACUUAUAGGAAUAAGGGUUAGGGGUUUCUGGUUGUUUGAAUAAGAAUGGUCCCCAUCGGCACAUAUUUGAAUGCUUAGUCACCAUGAAAUGGAACCAUUUGAGGAUUAGGAGGUGUGACCUUGUUGAAGAAAGUAUGCCAUUGAGAGGGGGAGUUGCCAGACCCAGUCUCACUCUGCCUAUAGAUCAGGUGUAUAACUCUCAGCUACUUCUCCAACUCCGUGUCUGCCUGAGUGGUGCCAUGUUUCCUGCCAUGAUUAUAAUAGAGUAGCCCCUGAAACUAAGACAGUCCCCAAUUAAAUACUUUCAUAAGAA